Messenger RNA from Tachysurus fulvidraco (yellow catfish), 1395 nucleotides. It is a transcript of the gene thumpd1, whose product is annotated as THUMP domain containing 1. NCBI's taxonomy places the organism in Eukaryota, Metazoa, Chordata, Actinopteri, Siluriformes, Bagridae. The transcript has 6 exons. The record is from RefSeq and is a predicted model, not a curated record. Gene Ontology annotation, biological process: tRNA modification. Gene Ontology annotation, molecular function: RNA binding. Bases 232 to 1215 code for a protein of 327 amino acids.
CGCACGGUACUCGCUGUGUUCACACUGCGCAUGCGCUGAGAGACACGACUGCUUGUGUAGCCUCGUGUUAUUUUAUUUUAUUUCAGGUUCCGUGUUUAGUAUUAAAUGUCUUGUGUUGUGUGUAGUGUGUAAAGUAGUGUGUUAUUACACCAUAGUGUCAGUGUGUGGGGGUUAUUACAGCGGUGUCAGUGUGUGGGGGUUAUUACAGCGGAGAGCAGAACUCAGCAGGUGAUGACUGACAGCGUGCAGGACGGGAGGAAGAGGAAUAAGAGGAAGUAUGGAGGCCCCCAGGCGGGUGGUAAGAGAUGGAGGGGUGGCAGGGAGCUGGAGCCGGGCAUGAAGGGCGUCCUGAUCACCUGUAACAUGAAGGAGCGCAGAUGCACCUCAGAGGCCUACAGCCUGCUGAACGAGUAUGCAGAUCAGCUGUUUGGUCCAGAACAGUUAGCAGAGCCUAAAGACAGCAGCAGUGAUGAUGACAUGGAGGCGGCGCUGCAGAAGGAGGUAGAACAGUUCCACUCGUCUACUGAGAAGCGACAAAGACGCUUUACUGCACUCGAUAGUGGAGCAAAUAACGUCUUAUUCAUCCGCACACACAACAUCGACCCAGGGCAGCUGGUACACUCCAUCCUGCAGGAUCUGUACAGUACUCGGAGGUUGAAGUCCAGGGUGAUCUUGCGCAUGUUGCCGGUGAGCGGAUCCUGUAAAGCCUUUCAUGAAGACAUGCUGAAGUUCCUGCACUCAUUUCUGCAACCAUGGUUCCUCUCCCCCAACCAUGCCUCCUACCAGAUCUGCUUCAAAUCCCGCAACAACAGCAGCAGCAAGAGGGAUGACAUCAUCAAGAGCAUUGCUGGUUUGGUGAACCGGUUAAAUCCUAAGAACAAGGUGGACCUGACCGACCCGGAGCUCAGCAUCAUCAUCGAGGUGAUAAAGUCAGUGUGCUGCGUCAGCGUGAUCCGAGAUUACAAACGCUUCAGAAAAUACAAUCUACAGGAAGUGGCCAAGGGCCCGGCCAAUCAGGGGUCAUCCAAACAGGAAGUGGCCAAUGAGCCAGCCACUGAAAAUCUAUCUCAACAGGAAGUGGGGGAAAAUGAAGCAUCUCAGGAGCAGGGUGAGCAGGGUGUGGCAGACGAGGAGCACGAUGAACAGGAAACCAACCAGACAGCAGAUGAGAGUGUGGGUGGGGACAGUAAGGUAAAAGAGGUGGAGCAACAGUAAGGGACCCUAACCCAUAAUGUACACUUCUGCUGAUUGGGAAGAGAAGAGGAACAGAAGACAGAAUGUGUGUGUGUGUGAGUCUGUGUGUGUGUGUGUGAGUCUGUGUGUGUGUGUGUGAGUCUGUGUGUGUGUGUGUGUGUGUGUGUGAGUCUGUGUGUGUGUGUCUAUGUGUGUGUGAGU